AUGGCGAAUACUCUUAGCUAUCUAGCCGUCAGACAGAGAGACCAGACUCUGGAGAACUGGAAACGGACCACGGCUAGGGCACUGAUGCGUGCGCUCCACCGCAGCGUAGACAAAGGCGAACGAGUUGCGUUGGCCCAUGACCGAGCUAGGUCAGAAUCGAACGGCAAGGGAGCAACAGCCACCCAGACAGAGGGUCACCAACCGAAUCGCCAGAGAGCCUCUGCCCGUUCCACUAAUCUUCGGGGCACUAGCAAUGGUCGUCCGAAAUCGUUGCUCGAUGAGAGAGAUGAUCAAGACAUUCCCUGUACCGACCACCACACGGGUGCGCGAUGCCUGCUUCACAGGCCAGCACGCCGGAACGAUCAGGAUCCAAGGACGACCCGUGGGCAGGUCACAUCUCCCGUUACAUAUUCCCCCAUCUGCGCUGGGGCCCACUGA
Messenger RNA from Drepanopeziza brunnea f. sp. 'multigermtubi' MB_m1, 438 nucleotides. The record is from RefSeq and is a predicted model, not a curated record. Lineage: Eukaryota; Fungi; Ascomycota; Leotiomycetes; Helotiales; Drepanopezizaceae.